This is a messenger RNA of Rotaria socialis, 1035 nucleotides long. The record is from the annotation of a GenBank genome assembly. NCBI's taxonomy places the organism in Eukaryota, Metazoa, Rotifera, Eurotatoria, Philodinida, Philodinidae.
AUGUCCGACACUUUAGUGAAUGUAACAGGAUCUUAUAAUACAAACUCUCAGCCUCAAUUGACUGCUAUCAAUUUAUCGAUUUCAUUCAUUCAUCAAGCAAUUGAUGCUUUGGAUAUUGAUAAUUCAUUCUUAAGCAAUCCUUUAAUUAUUGCUGAUUUCGGUACAUCACAUGGCGCAAAUUCAGUUUACGCUAUGAAGUUAAUAAUUAAUUGUUUGCGCGAGAAGAACAAGCUACAUCGAGAGCCUCUAAUUAUUCAUAAUGAUCUCCCAACAAAUGAUUGGAAAAAAGUUUUUCAACUUCUCAUCGACAAUAAUUCUUACCAAGCUGUAGUUAGUGGUCAUUCAUUUUAUGAACAAUGCUUACCAAACAAUUCGCUUUCAAUAGGUCAUUCGUCGACAUCUAUACAUUGGUUGUCAAAGAAACCAUGUAAUAUUUCAAAUCAUUGUGUAUCUUUAUUUGCUACAGGUGAUGAAUUGAUUGCAUUUCAAUCACAGGCUCGUAUGGAUUAUAUGAAUUUUCUUGAAAAUCGAUCUCGUGAAUUAAUUCCAGGUGGUAUUCUUAUUCUUACUAUACCUUCUCUUAAUGAUCAAGGACAGUGUGGAAAUCAAAAUGCAAAAGAUCUUCUUUAUAAAUGUGCUGAGGAAAUUCAUUUAACAACAGAAGAAUUAUUUAAUUAUACUAUUCCAUCACACAUUCGUUCAUAUAAUGAAUGUGUCGACGAAGAACUUUUUAAUCGAUAUUCAUUUCAAUUAAUAAGAGCAGAACUUCGUAAUAAUCUAAUUAAUUUCUAUGAACAAUUGGAAAACGGAGAAAUCACACUUGAUGAAUUUGCGCAAAGUCGAACAGAAUUUAUGCGUCCUUGGUGUGAACCAAUACUGAAAACAGCUCUCGAAAUGAAUGAGCAGCAUUCAAAAGAACUAGUCAAUCAAAUGUUAAACCAAUAUUGGAUCAUAUAUCAAUCAAAAAUCAAAGAAAAGCCCGACGAAUAUAAAUCUUAUUUAAGUUAUACCUAUUUAAUUUUAAAAAAGAAUUAA